AUUAAAAUGUCAUUCGGCGGUUGACGUGAUGAAAACAACAAAAAUUCAAUAAUAAUGCCACAAAUAGCAAAUAAACCAAAUGAAUCCACAAUAAAAGUGCCUUUCGAGACGCCGCGGCUCGCUGAAAUCGCCUACAAAGUGCUGAGUGUUGACCAGGAACCACGCCGGAAUUUUGUGAAAAAGACACUCAGCCUGGAUGGCGACGUCCUGGUGGUUACAUUCAAGGCCGACCAAGUGAAGAACCUGCGAACAGCGAUCACCUCCUUCUUCGAGUGCCUGCUCCUCUGCCAAGACACAAUCAAACAGUUCGACCAGUCUACAGUGAGCCGGGGAAACGACGACGAUAAUGCCGGAACACAGUCCGGCUCCGACUCCGCAUAGGGCGAUCUAC
This is a messenger RNA of Drosophila serrata, 391 nucleotides long. RefSeq names its product Threonyl-carbamoyl synthesis 6 (gene Tcs6). NCBI's taxonomy places the organism in Eukaryota, Metazoa, Arthropoda, Insecta, Diptera, Drosophilidae. The record is from RefSeq and is a predicted model, not a curated record.